Messenger RNA from Glycine soja, 647 nucleotides. Its product is annotated as 60S ribosomal protein L44. The transcript is spliced from 4 exons. Gene Ontology annotation, biological process: translation. The record is from RefSeq and is a predicted model, not a curated record. Gene Ontology annotation, cellular component: ribosome; cytosolic large ribosomal subunit. Gene Ontology annotation, molecular function: structural constituent of ribosome. NCBI's taxonomy places the organism in Eukaryota, Viridiplantae, Streptophyta, Magnoliopsida, Fabales, Fabaceae. The coding region runs from base 150 to 467 and encodes 105 amino acids.
ACUCGAACAACAAUGACUCUCUAUAUGCAACUGGAAGGCCCAACCUAAAAGAAAGAGCAUUUAACUAACCCUAAUUCGCCAUUGAACCCUAGACAUUGUGCUUUCACCUUGGCUCCGCUCUUUGGUUUGCUCAACCGAUCUCCGCAGCAAUGGUGAACGUUCCGAAGACAAAGAAGACCUACUGCAAGAGCAAGGAGUGCAGGAAGCACACGCUCCACAAGGUCACCCAAUACAAGAAGGGCAAGGACAGCAUCGCCGCUCAGGGAAAACGCCGUUAUGACCGCAAACAGUCCGGUUACGGUGGCCAGACCAAGCCCGUUUUCCACAAAAAGGCGAAAACCACCAAGAAAAUUGUGUUGAGGCUCCAGUGCCAAGGAUGCAAGCAUGUCUCGCAGCACGCUAUCAAGAGGUGCAAGCACUUUGAGAUCGGUGGUGACAAGAAGGGAAAAGGAACAUCUCUCUUCUAGAUGGAAUAUUAGAAUUUGCAAUUUCACACACUCUCUGUACUUUUCUCAGUUUGAUUGCCAUCUUCGGCUUUUAAUUUUUGCAGAAAUAUUUUGUGUUUGGGGAUGUUAGAAUUUGCAAUUUUGUUUUUGUUUAUGCACUGAUUAUAGUAUUAAUGACUAGUUUCUCUUCCUUUCCUUGAA